This is a messenger RNA of Brienomyrus brachyistius, 1703 nucleotides long. RefSeq names its product RAN guanine nucleotide release factor (gene rangrf). The record is from RefSeq and is a predicted model, not a curated record. The transcript has 6 exons. The coding region runs from base 138 to 707 and encodes 189 amino acids. Gene Ontology annotation, cellular component: nucleus. Gene Ontology annotation, biological process: protein import into nucleus; heart contraction; regulation of membrane depolarization. NCBI's taxonomy places the organism in Eukaryota, Metazoa, Chordata, Actinopteri, Osteoglossiformes, Mormyridae. Gene Ontology annotation, molecular function: transmembrane transporter binding; small GTPase binding; guanyl-nucleotide exchange factor activity.
ACAUUCACAUCGCGAGUAAAUAUAGGGAAGAAGCGCGGCGCAAGAGGUUCGUAUGUCAAGGGUUCAGUGGCUGACUAGUUGGGCUCUUUUUAUUAAUACAGCAUUCACAGGUCGCGUUACCUUAACUUACCCCCGGGAUGAACGGGAUGGGGGCGCGCAUGCUUUUCGGGGGCGCGCUGUCCGCCACCAUGCCGCAGAGUGCCCGCGACAUCAGUGAGCUGAGGGAGAUCCCAGACAACCAGGAGGUGUUUGCACACAGCAGCACGGACCAGAGUUUCAUCGUAGAGCUGCUGGAGUAUCAGGGCCACGUAGCGGAUAGCGAUGCGGCCAGGUAUCACUUUGAGGAUGUGGCGGGCAGUAAUGAAGCGGCGGCCCAUGGUGCCUCUGAAGUGAGGGCCGUGGAGCUCAUCCCCAAAGAUCUUCUGGCGAUGACGGAGUGCAGCUCUGCCUGGCUGCUGACGGGGACUCAGCAGGUCUCCAAGUUCAAUGAGGAGGCCCGAAACACAGUGAACAUCCACCUGGGCCUCUUCAGGCUCCCACAGUUCGCCACCGACAUCUUGGUGACCUUCAAUGACCCCAUUAUCAUCAGUACCUUAAGCAGCAGCGCAGGAGUGGCGGCCCCUGGAGCAGUGGCCCCCUGGACCAUGCAGGACUUUCAGCAGCUGCUCCGGUCCUUGAAGAUCCUGGAUGCGGGGGUGUUUGGGUAAGAGAUCGUCCAGGAACUUCUGAGUGCAGCCCAUCACCACCGUCUUUGCCCCAGUCAGCCUCACCGCGCUGUUAGCCCCUGGACUUCACCACGUCUUAAACCAACAGCGACCCGGCGCUGUUGCCUUUUAGGAACCAAAACCGGAACUCAAAGCUUGAUGCUCAAAAUCCCAGGAAGGGAAUUGCUGUUGUACCCGCUAAUCAGAGACCUUUAAGUUCAGCUUCAAACUUGAGUGAAAGUGUGAAGUUGUCCACUAGUGUAGUGUUGUGUGACAGGUCAGCAAGGACAGGAUACAACCUUGGCUUAACCUGCGAUACUUCUCUUGGACUCCAGGGGGAGCAGGAGGUUUGUGGAUUAUCUGUAUCCUUGGUGGGCAGUAUUCAAGAUGAAUGUGUUGGGGGAAGCAGUCGUCCUAAUGACUGAGUAUUUAGGCUUCAGUGUUUACCCAGUUAUGAAAUACUCCUCAGAAAAACAACACAUUUAGAAUUUGCUUAGGAAGCCCACAGUAGCUGGGACUGCUGUGAGCCAGAAUCAGUGCAGUGACCAAUGGGGUUAAGCCCUUCAUGAUUGACAGUGCAGAGAAAUCCCGCCCACUGCUGGUUUGAAAAUACUGUAGCUCCCCCUGCUGUUCAGGUUGUGUUAAUGUGUACAAUGCCUUGGAAGUCGCGAAGUGUGGCGAGGAAGGACAAAUGUCAGCGGGCAGGUGACAUCUUGUGUGCUGUUUAGUGAAACGUUUGGAGCUGUUUUUUCUGCAGACCUCACAGAUUUUUGUUACAUCCCUUACGUCUUAUUCCUGCCAUUCCUGGUGAUUUAUUUUCCUGUCAGAUGGACAUUGCCACCUUCACUGUCUUUUAAUGCUAAUUUUUUAUAGCAGCGAGUGAGCUGUUCACCCCAAGCGUUCUCUGUGUAUUUUUGCAGUACUGUGUUGACAGUACCUGAACAUGUUUGCUUCUGCCCCAUUAAAAUAGGCCGGUAUGCCUGUUACCUCGUAAAUAAA